Molecule: messenger RNA, 1002 nt
Organism: Ostreococcus tauri
Lineage: Eukaryota; Viridiplantae; Chlorophyta; Mamiellophyceae; Mamiellales; Bathycoccaceae
Product: Helicase-associated
Exons: 1
Coding region: 1-1002 (333 amino acids)
Source: RefSeq, a predicted model, not a curated record
AUGGUGCCCGUGACGUUCGUGCGCGCGUGCUUCGCGUCUCGCGCGCGGGCGUCGACGACGGGGGCGACGCGAUGGAACGAUGGAUGUGAAUCAUCAUUUCAACGCAACGCAUCGAUGCAAUCAUGGAAACGGACGACGACGAUCGCGCGCGCGAACGAGGGCGCGCGCGAGCGCGAGCGUGGGACGUGGGACCGGCAUUACGACGAGAUCGCCGUGCACCGGGCGAUGUGGGGGACGAUCGAGCUGCCGAGGGCGUUGAACGCGCAGCGGCGGUGGUUGGCGCGGCAACGCGGUCGGGCGCGGCGGGGCGAACUGAGCGACGAGCGCGUGGCGCGGUUGGAGGCGCUGGGGGUGACGUUUGAGUUGCGAAAAGAGGUUCGAGCGAAAGGGGGGCGAGUGAGCUUCGAAGAGCGCGUGCGGGAGCUCGCGAGAGCGCGCGCGGGGGGGACGGAACGGGACGCGGCGCUGUCGAAAUGGGUGAGUCAUCAGGUGGCGGCGCAUCGAGACGGAACGCUGUCGGAGGAACGGUACGAGACGCUGCGGGAUUUAGGGGUGGAUUUUGAUGUCGAGGAACGCGCGGUUCGACGGUGGGAUGAACGAUUGGCCGCGCUCGAGGCGCACGUGCGGCUUCGCGGAGACUGUCGCCCGGGCGAAGACGCCGAGGAUGGAUUGUAUUUUUGGUUAUUGGAUCAACGACGGGCGAAGCGAGACGGGAGAUUGUCGCCCGAGCGCGUCGAGGCGCUCGAGGCGCUUGGUGUGGAGUGGGACGUGGCGACGCGCGUGCACACCAAGUGGGAGGAUCGUCUCGAGGAGACGCGCGCGUUUUAUCAGGCGAACAAACGUCUCCCGAGGUCCAGCGAGGACGCGACGCUGUAUCAGUGGAUACGUCGACAGCGAAGGUUACUGCGCGACGGAUCGCUCGAGAUGGAGCGUGAGCGAGCGCUCGACGAGGCGUACGGCGAGGAGUGGCGAGUGAAACCGAGCGAGAGCGAGGUUGACUGA